This is a messenger RNA of Catharus ustulatus (Swainson's thrush), 1867 nucleotides long. It is a transcript of the gene FMOD, whose product is annotated as fibromodulin. The transcript is spliced from 3 exons. The coding region runs from base 286 to 1434 and encodes 382 amino acids. The record is from RefSeq and is a predicted model, not a curated record. Lineage: Eukaryota; Metazoa; Chordata; Aves; Passeriformes; Turdidae. Gene Ontology annotation, molecular function: protein binding.
AGUGCCAGGGAGAGAAAAGACAGAGAGAGAGAGAGGGAGGAAAGAAAUCGCGGGUUAUUUAUAACCAGGCAGCACCAGGGGCUCUCCAGCCUCUCCUGCGAAGCCGCGGCUCGGAGGUCACUCCCCAAAAUCGCUGCCCUGGCAGGAGAAGCGAUAUUUGCUCCGGGAUCUGGGGCGGGCACCCGGCGCGGCUCGGGAAUCACCACCCGCCCAUGCUGCCGGUGCCACGGCACAGCCCCGAGCAGCGUCUGCACAGGAGGAGCGCGCCUGGGUCCCUGCAUCGCCAUGCCUUGGGCCACCACCCUCAUCCUCCUGCUGGCCGCGCUCUGCUCCUCCUCGCUGGCCCAGUACAACGAGGAGGAGGACCUGGCGUGGCUCCAGUACUACCUGCGCCAAUCCCGCGUCUCCUCCUACAACUACGUGCCCUACUACGAGGAGGAGAGCCCCGCGUACGCCUACUCCUACCCCUCGGCCACCGACAGCGAGCCCGAACCCGAGCCCGAACCGCAGCAAGCCGCGCCCUGGCGGUGUCCCCAAGAGUGUGACUGUCCCCCCAACUUCUCGGCCGCCAUGUACUGCGACACGCGCAACCUGCGCUACCUGCCCUUCGUGCCCUCGCGCAUGAAGUACGUUUAUUUCCAGAACAAUCUCGUCACCGCCAUCCAGGAGGGCGCCUUCGACAACGCCACGGAGUUGGAGUGGUUGGCGCUGCACAACAAUCAGAUUGGGAGUGAGAGGAUGGGGAAGAGGGUUUUUGGGAAGCUGCAGCGGUUGGAGAGGCUCUACAUGAAUAACAACAACCUGACGCGGCUGCCGGCGCCGCUGCCGCGCUCGCUGCGGGAGCUCCACCUCUCCUACAACCACAUCUCCAAGGUGCCUGCCAGCGCUCUGGAGGGGUUGGAGAACCUCACGGCGCUCUACCUCAGUCACAAUUUCAUUUUUGAGAUGGGGGCGUCCCUCAAAGGGCUGAGCUCGCUGAUCUUGGCCGAUCUGAGCUACAACAACCUCCGCAAGGUGCCCGACGGGCUCCCGGCGUCGCUGGAGCAGCUCUACCUGGAGUACAACUACAUCAACGCCAUCCCUGAUGAGUAUUUCCAGGUGUCCCCUCGGCUGCUCUACGUCAGGAUGUCCCACAACAGCCUGACCAACCAAGGGCUCUCCAGCAACACCUUCAACAGCAGCAGCAUCCUGGAGCUGGACCUGUCCUACAACCGGCUGCAGAAGAUCCCGCGCGUCAACACCAACCUGGAGAACCUGUACCUGCAGGGGAACCAGAUCGACGAGUUCUCCAUCAGCAGUUUCUGCUCCGUGGUGGAUGUCAUGAACUACUCCCGGCUCCAGGUGCUGCGGCUCGACGGCAACGCCAUCAAGAGGAACGCGGUGCCCCCGGACGCGCCGCUGUGCCUGCGCAGGGCCACUGUCAUCGAGAUCUGAGCCACCCCUGUCACCCUCAGGACUUGUGUCCCCACUCCCAGGGAUUCCCUCAUCCCCGCUUUUCCGUCCGCCUCGGCUUGCAGCAGCGCGCUCAAAGGGUUUUCCCCAAAUUUUCGCUUUUUUUCCCAGCUCUGGUCGCUCUCUGAGCCCGCCCCGCUGUCCCCGUUGUCACCUCCUGUCCCCAGCUGGGGUGGGACACAGCGGGGAUGGGGUCAUCCCUCCUUGGAAAUCAAGAAAUCCCAAUCCUGAUCCCAAAACCGAUCCCUGGAAGGAGAAUCCAAGGGGUUGGGAGUGAAAGGGUUAAAGGUCCCCAGGCUGGAGGAGCAAAUCCAUCCCUUCCUUUUCCUCCUUUUCUAUCAACCUGCUCCAGAAUUAAUGGAGAGAAACCCUAAAGGAGAGGAACCCUAAAGGAGAGAAACCCUAAAAGAGAGAG